CAAAUUUAAAAUUGUAAUUGGAUAUUCAACAACGGCAACAGUCAAAAGUCAAACUAUGUGUUUCUCUCUCUGUUUUUUUUUUUUUUUUAGAAAGUUCAAGCUACCACACAUCUUCUUCGCUCUGUUAUCCCAAGCUCUAGCGUUUGGGUCAAACGAGUCAAUGUAGAUCAAACUUGCGGGAAUGAGCUUCUUUCACGAUUGAUUAAGUUUGUUAGGAUGCGCCUGUUUUGAGGGAGGUGUUUAAACACAGUGAAGCGAAGCCAUUUGAGGUGUUGUUGCACGGUAUCUCGAUACCAUAUAGGGCGUAGCUUGUCGGAAUUUAUUCUUGGAAGUGUUGGUCUACUGAAAAUUCCUUCUCAUACUUUUAUAUAACUUUACUUGGUCUCUCAUACUUUUAUCACUUCAAAUAUUGAAUAGUCAAGUAUGAUGCUAAUUUUUCCAAAUUUUUUAGUACGGUCAUACUUGUAACAUAUUCAAAUAAUUAUUUAUUAUAUUUUCAGUAUCAUACAACACAUUAUUAUAUAUCAUCUCUAAUACUAGUAAACGCUUAUGAUAUCACCUAAUAAAAAAAUUGAAGGCAGAGAUAUGCAUACUGGUUCUAUACUUGUAUGUUAUAUAUAUUCAAUAGAGUGGUGGACUUGUUCUUUCAACGUUUCCAAAAUCAUGUCUCACCACAUCUAUCCUCAUCCCUUCUCCUUCCUUCUUCUCCUCCCCUUCUUCUUCAUUGCCAUGAAUGCAGAAUCUGAUAAUUCGACAUACCCGAAUUGCCGAUUAGACCGCUGCGGUGAGGUCAAUAUCAGCUACCCGUUUUGGAAGAUGGACAGUGAAUCGACCUCCCAGUUCUGCGGUUAUGAAGGCUUCGGAAUCAACUGUUCCCAAAAUGGUGAUCAAAAUAUUUCCCAGAUUGCUUUAGGUGGCGAGUCUUACUACGUCCGGGGUAUAGACUAUGUACUCAGAAAUAUCUUCCUUGCCGAUUACAACGUUUUUCAGGUCACCAGUCUCUCCAACAGCUGCCCUCGGGUGCGCCAUAACAUUACCAUUGGAACCUUGCCUCUCUAUUUCGCGAUGUAUAGCGUUAAUCUUACUUUUCAUUUCGAUUGCAAUGGAUGCCCGUCGUUUGCGACUGAGAUACCAUGCUUGGAAGGAAAUGAGGGAAAGGCGUGCAUGGUUGCGAAUACGAGUAUGGAUUCGGAUUGGGGUGAAUACUCAUGUGAUCAUGAAGUGGUAACAACAGUGACCAAGGAGUUUAUGGACACGUUCCCUAAUCAUUCUGUUGAAUUCGGCAGGGUCUUGGAAAAAGGUUUCGGACUCCGAUGGGGGCAGGUAGACGGUUGCGAGAAGUGCGAAUCGUCUGGCGGCCAGUGCGGUCGCCACAUUUCGACAGGGUUAAUAUGUUUUUGCUCCGAUGGCACGACCAGAAGAGGCAAUUGCAAAGGUACCCGUCAAAAUUUGAGGAUGAAACUUGUUAUAGGAGUUGGAUCUGCACUACUAGCAGUUGUGGUUAUUUUCAUUAUAUAUUGUAUUUUUAAAUCCCCAUCGAGCAAUUGGGUAGCUUCAUUGAAGCAUAAAACCGAGGAUGACCGAAAUGUCGAGGCCUUUAUCAUGAAGUAUGGAGCCUUAAGUACGAAAAGGUACAAGUAUUGUGAUAUCAAGGAAAUGACAAACUCGUUUCAAAUUAAAUUAGGAUAUGGUGGUUUUGGAACAGUCUUUAAAGGAAAACUAUCUGAUGGUCGACUUGUGGCUGUUAAAGUUCUAAACUCCUCUAAAGCAAAUGGACAAGAAUUCAUAAAUGAAGUUGCAAGUAUUGGUAGGACUGCUCAUGUUAACAUUGUUACUCUCUUGGGCUUUUGUUUCGAAAAUAAAAAAAGAGCUCUGGUAUACGAGUACAUGCCAAAUGGAUCAUUAGAGAAGUUUAUACAUAGUCAUGAACGUAUGGAAACAAGUGAACACAUAGGAGUAAAAAGGUUGUAUGAGAUAGCACUUGGAAUAGCGAAUGGUCUCGAUUAUAUGUAUCGGGGGUGCAACACUCGGAUUUUGCAUCUUGACAUAAAGCCACAUAACAUCCUCCUCGAUGAAGACUUUUGUCCCAAGAUAGCAGAUUUCGGUCUUGCAAAGCUGUACUCAAGGAAAGAGAGUAUUGUUUCUAUGUUGGAAGCAAGAGGAACAAUCGGUUAUAUAGCCCCCGAAAUUUACAAUAAAAACUUUGGAGGCGUCUCUCAUAAAUCUGAUGUGUAUAGUUAUGGUAUGUUGAUAUUAGAAAUGGUAGGUGGAAGAAAAAAUAUAGAUGCUGGUGUAGGUUCUGGGAGAACCAGCGAGAUAUAUUUCCCUGACUGGAUUUACAGCCGCCUUAACAAGGAUGAAUUCUUGUUAGAUAGUCUAAAGACACCCGAGGAAAAUGAUUAUGCAAGAAAGAUGACGAUAGUUGGUUUAUGGUGCAUACAACCCGCACCAAAUCAAAGGCCAUCCAUUGAUAAAGUGAUAGAAAUGUUAGAGGGAAGCAUGGAAGCAUUGGAGGUUCCACCAAAACCAAUCUUUUCUUCUCCUCCACGAUCACCUGCUACCAUAUAUAGCAGAACAUCAGAAAGCAUCACAGAGAUAACAUAAUACAGAUUAGAACAUGCAAGAGAUACCUUAUACAGACAUUGAAUCUAGUCUGGAUUUAACCAUUGUGUUGGAAGUUUGCUCGCAAUUCCGGUGUUGCUACUUUAUUCCAAAACUAUCAGAUUUUUUAUGUAUUGUGAUUCUUAUAUAUUUACUCAGAGGUAAUGUUCACUCGAUUCUUCUUUUUGGCAUUCCUAAAAUGAUGCGUGAGACUAUGGUGUGAUGUAUCAGAGGCAUGCAUGUGCCAAGUGCCAUGCGACAUGUUGAACUUAAUUUUAUGUUAAAUCCCAAUUUUUUUCUUUUCCAA
Messenger RNA from Helianthus annuus (common sunflower), 2908 nucleotides. RefSeq names its product LEAF RUST 10 DISEASE-RESISTANCE LOCUS RECEPTOR-LIKE PROTEIN KINASE-like 2.1. Gene Ontology annotation, biological process: protein phosphorylation. The record is from RefSeq and is a predicted model, not a curated record. Bases 550 to 2604 code for a protein of 684 amino acids. NCBI's taxonomy places the organism in Eukaryota, Viridiplantae, Streptophyta, Magnoliopsida, Asterales, Asteraceae. Gene Ontology annotation, molecular function: protein kinase activity; ATP binding; polysaccharide binding. The transcript is spliced from 3 exons.